Molecule: messenger RNA, 473 nt
Organism: Acaulospora morrowiae
Lineage: Eukaryota; Fungi; Glomeromycota; Glomeromycetes; Diversisporales; Acaulosporaceae
Source: the annotation of a GenBank genome assembly
CUGGCACAGAAUUGAUAACACUGUCCAAAGAAGGAAUUUCUUCGUCGUCAUCGUCAUCACUAUCACAUAUAGCUACGUUAGGUGGCAUUGUCGGAGAAUCACUUUCUUCGUUACUCAAAGAAAAUAUAUUUGGAACCCCUUCCGAGUAUCUUCAGGCCAUCUCAAAUGCCCUUCUUCUACAAUUAAGGAAUGAGAGGAAGGAAGUCCACAACAAGCCACGGGAACUCGUCCCUCCCUCAGCUGGAACUCGUCCCCCAAGUUUGACUCAAGUGGAACAUUCCUUGUCCGAAAACGCGUUUCGACACAGUGUUUCUAUGUCCAUGUGCACUCGGCACUACCCAUUGGUUUUAAACUCGUUAAAACCUUCUCAGAACUCGUCUGCUGGAUUAGCCAUAGAGUACACUAUCCUCCUGAAGAAUGAACUUAUUAUACUUCCCUUCAAUUCUUUCUGCAAAUUAAGGAUUUUAUUAUAA